AUGGCAACUGAAGUAAAAAAGAACCCUCUUGACGCCCUCUCUCUGUUGGUUGAUGCUGCUAAUGCGCAGUCAUCGGCUCCCCAACAAUCAGGAGAAGCUGAAGCUCCCGCAGAGCCGAAGAAAGAUAAUCGCACAACCGAUAAUGUCCCAUCUUCAGGCGCUGCUGCUACAAACGCUGCUGCAGCAGCAGCUCAACAACGAGCUGUUGAAAUGGAACUCCGAGAAGCCCUCCAUCGCCAAGCCGUCGAACGAGAAGCUAUGGAAGGAGAGGCCAUGUGGCAGCAACGUGCUGCUCUGAUGGCUGCUGGUUUUGGUGGAUACGGUGGCGGUGGUGGACAAGGUGGUUAUGGCGGACAAGGUGGUUAUGGUGGACAAGGUGGUUAUGGUGGCCUGAGCUCACAAGACACCGAGUACAUGCAGCAGCUCCGCUUGGAAGCACUAGUCCAACAACGCAGACAGGAAACUCUUGCCCAACUUGCUUUGGCGCAAGAGUACAGCCCUGAGGCUCAAGCUCUAAUCUCGGCUCAGUUGCGACAGGCUGCCAUGUUCCGUGAACAAGAACUUUAUAUGGCAAAUAGUGGUGGAGGCAUGGAUCAUUCCAUGACGGCUGCUCUCCGACAGAGGGAAGGCGCUCGCAAUGAAAAUGCCUUGCUCCGUCUAUUUGAAGAACGGGACCGCCAACACAAAAUGGCCGCUAUGGGUGUACCUUCUCCGGCUCCCGUGCCCAGCAUGGAUUCCAUGAUGGCGGCUGCUCCACCACCACCACCAGCAGCUGCUCCUGCAACAACUCCUGCCAAUCCUCCUACCACCAAGGCCAAAGAAGACACGGCAUUGGCUCUUGCUGGAUCCAAAGUUACCGUUCUUCCUUGCCGUGCCCGCGGAAUGCCAAUGGAUCACAAUGCAAAGACUGCCUAUUUUGUAGUUCCCGAAGAUGUCAAGCAUGGUGCCGAACUUGUUUGUUCCUAUGAUCACUGCCGCAAUGCCGGGAUCAAAUUUCGAUAUUGUGUCUUUUGUUCCCUCCCCGUGGCCAAGCGCAACUUUUUCAAAAAGCACAAACACGAAGGCAAGAUUCCUCCCGAAAGACUCACUGCUGGACCCCCCAAGGAAGAAGAGAUGUCACAGCAAGACGAAUCUACUCCGCAAAAACCAGUCUUCCGCAAAUGGAAUACCAAGGAACUCUUGGAACGGGCCUUGGAAUCCAACAGUGGUUUGGGCAAACCGGAUGGCUUGAAGAAGGCUAUCAGUUCCGGUGAAAUGGCUCAAUUGGUCGAAAUACGGAAGCGCAAGUGGGAAAAAUUGCUCGAUACCCGUCCCCUUUCUCAAUCAGAGACCGAAAUGGUCUUGUGGGUUCGUAAAGUCCUGGAUAUCAGUGAUUUGACACCUCCCUCGGAUCUCAAGGAGCCCGCCAAGAAACAGCAAGAAGAAGAAGCGAAAUUGGCGGAAAUCAAGAGAAUUUUAGAAGCAACCAAGAAGGAAGAAGAAAAGGUAGUCGUCGUCGAGGAUAUUAUUCCCAAAGCAACCGAAGACGAAAAAAUUUCGGCUGGCGAGGAAUCGACCGACGAGGAAGACGAGACCAGUUCCACCAAGAGCAAGUACGACGACGACGAUGAUGAUGCCAUGGAAGAGGAUGCCCCAGCUGGAGAGGAAAAAGAUGGCAAUGUUAGCGAUGGUACUACUAGCUCUAGUGGUAGCUCUGUAGAUUUGCGAGCGCACAAAAGAGCCAAGACUGCCGAAUAA
Cylindrotheca closterium is the source of this 1737-nucleotide messenger RNA. Lineage: Eukaryota; Bacillariophyta; Bacillariophyceae; Bacillariales; Bacillariaceae. The record is from the annotation of a GenBank genome assembly.